AUGAAUUCUCUCAACAUUCUUUCAGCCCGAGUUUCGCCGCCUCCCAGCUCCCCACCUUCUCGCUCAAAUUCCAUCACAUCAUUAAGCCUCGCCUCUCAAGCUGAUCUUGCCUCGGGAGAUCACGGAAAGGUCGCGAGCGAGGAUCCCAAGUCAGGCGCCCAACCCCGAGUAGAGGAUGAUCCCAACAUAUUAUCUGAGCCCGACUACGCAAAACACGGCGAUCUUGACGAGACGACGCCACUGCUGCAGGGAGGCGACGGCAACUCGCGGUCCACACCCUGGCACCUUAUCCCCCGCCGCAUCGCCGCAUCGCUGAUCAACUCCCUUCGGUGGUUCAUCUCGACAUUAGCCGCGCCUGGCGUUUACCUAUUUGCAUUCUUCUGCAACGAACGAGGCCAGUUCGCACCGUUCUACCCUCUAAAGCGGCUUACCGCAUGGUACGACGCCAAGGCGCCUGGCACCAUGGCCCCUAAACACUCGGAUUUCGCCAUUGAUGAGAAGGACGGCCCGCCAUUGGGAUCUCGCGUCCGGCGCCGGUCUUCUGUCCGCCCCCGCCCUUCCGUAUCUUCAGGUUCUUCCUCUGCCGCUUCAGAAUCCGAGCGUGACGCCUUGCAAAACGCCACCCGGGCUAGGAGCAAAUCUCAUAGCACCGCGCGGCACACGAGGUCGACUUCCUUUGAUGAAGCUGAAGAUUCAGCCGCUGGGAAAAGGUCCAUUCGGAUCAAGCUCAACAACAACGAAGAUGCUUUGCGACAACGACGGCAUAGGAAGACACAGUCCGCCGUCUCCCGCACUGGCAAAUCCGGCCAACUCGCUACCCCCGACAUAUCCGCUCAGCUCAAAUCCCCACGUCACCCGUCGGCGCGCUUACGAGAUAUCCCAGAACGCCCGCCCCGCCGAGACCGCUAA
Molecule: messenger RNA, 909 nt
Organism: Parascedosporium putredinis
Lineage: Eukaryota; Fungi; Ascomycota; Sordariomycetes; Microascales; Microascaceae
Source: the annotation of a GenBank genome assembly